GGCGGUAAUUCGAGCAUUCUUCUGUAGGCUAGGCAAUCUAUGCGGUUUCAGUAUUAUAUGGACUAUUUCCUCAAGAUCUUAAAGGGGCAAUAAUAAUUGUAUCAAUCAUGAUACUAAGCACUGUAAGUGGCAUCCUUACAGUAAGGAUUCUUCUCGCGAUCAUGGUUCAGCCUGUUGAGAACACGGUGUACACUCUGCCAUACACACCAGACUCUGCUGAAGCCUGUCGCAACAACGCAGUUGAAUACUAUAACACACCUAUAAACCUGUGCUGCAGCAAGUGUGCUCCUGGGACACGCCUGAAGAAUGAAUGCAGCACUACCUCAGACACAGUGUGUGAACCAUGUCCCAGUAGCCAAUACAGUGGGACCUUCAAUUACUUCACAAAAUGCUUCAGAUGUCCCAAGUGUUCAGAAGACAAAGGCCCUGCAGUAUGCCAGAAUUGCUCCAGCACCACCAAACCCAGUGUAUGUGCCAGACUGGGAUGUUUCUGCAUAAUGGAACAACACCCAAACUGUAAGGAGUGUGUCAGUUAUACACACUGCCAGCCUGGCCAUGGUGUUGCCAUAAGAAGGACAACAUAUUCAGAUGUGAACUGUGCACCAUGCCCUGAUGGAACAUUCUCUGACCAGCACUCCUACAGCCAGACUUGCCAGCACCACACAGACUGUGUGUCGCAGAGAAGGGGUGUACUGACUUAUGGUAACACCACCUCAAAUUCGGUGUGUGGACCUAAGGUUAGACCACCGACCAGCCCAUCGACCACAAUUCCGACCUCUGGUACAGGGCAUACCACACCAAGUCUACAGAGCCUGCAUACAGAGGCCAAAUCACCAGACUUUGACCUUCGUAUAGUUUCAGGUGUUAUCGGAGGUGUUAUCGGAGGUAUUAUCCUGCUGCUGAUCAUAGGCACAAUCAUUUACAAGAAAGUCUUCACAGGGUCCAGGCUUGUAUCUUCUACAGAAGAUAGAAAUGGAAAUUGGGAGGCCAUUAAAUUUGAUAGUGCCGGACCAAUGGUUCUUCAGAACAGUUCAUUCAUCCACAGCUAUCGGGAACAGCAGCAAUGUUUGCUGGGAAAGGGAAACUGCAGCAAUCCCAGUCAGGCAGAGAACCAGCAGGAUACGAGAAGGACCUGGGUGUCAGGGUGCUCCAACAGCCUGGACGGCCUGUCAAUAGGCCCCCUCCAGUCCACUCCUCCACAGCCCAGCACCCAGCCUAGCCCUCAACCCACCAGCCCCCAGCCUACCAGUCCCCUGCCAUCUAGUCCCCUAGUUAAUGUCAACAUCACUGUUAACUACCCUGUGACCAUAGGAAAUGGGUCAUGCUCCAAACCUACCAGCACCCACAUAGACUCAUCCCAGGCUGACCCUGAGCUCCCUCUAUCAAGGGAGGAGGAGGUGUAUGUCAACAUGCCACAGCAAGAGGGCGGAAAAGAGGCACUUACGGCAAUACAGGAGAGUGGAAAUGAUGUUUGAGGACUGGCAGCAGAUAGGACAGCACCAGACAAUAGAUUUUGUUUCAAUUAUGUUUUUUCACACUGGUUGUUGUCUCUGUUUUUAUAUGAAUGCUACUACUGUUGCUGACUGAAUUGGUGGCGAGAGACUGCACAGAAUGACUGUUCAUGUGUCUUAGGCAUGGACUUGUCAUAAUGUGCUGUGCUGGAAAGCCUUGAGCACCUGAUUAGAUUGUCAAUGACUGUUCAAAUAAUGAUUGAUAUGUGAAUAAUGUAUGUAAUUACUGUGAAUGUUGUAAAUAUACACUGAAAAAAAAUAGGAAAUCAGUCAAUUGGAAUAAAUGAAUUGGGCCUUAAUCUAUGGAUUUCAUGACUGGG
This is a messenger RNA of Salvelinus sp. IW2-2015, 1831 nucleotides long. RefSeq names its product tumor necrosis factor receptor superfamily member 1B. Gene Ontology annotation, molecular function: protein binding; antigen binding. Gene Ontology annotation, biological process: cellular response to interleukin-1; response to type II interferon; immune response-regulating cell surface receptor signaling pathway. Gene Ontology annotation, cellular component: CD40 receptor complex; external side of plasma membrane. The record is from RefSeq and is a predicted model, not a curated record. NCBI's taxonomy places the organism in Eukaryota, Metazoa, Chordata, Actinopteri, Salmoniformes, Salmonidae.